Ectocarpus sp. CCAP 1310/34 is the source of this 3445-nucleotide messenger RNA. The record is from the annotation of a GenBank genome assembly. Lineage: Eukaryota; Phaeophyceae; Ectocarpales; Ectocarpaceae.
GUUUGGCCGACUUCCACCUGUCCGCCCUUCGAGCGUUGCCUUUCGCUGCGUGUGCUGCAGUUGACCAUGAGCCUGAUGCCCCCCGCCGCAGCGGCCGGACCCGUACCCCUUCGGUACGGUUACGACAGAUCGGCGACGCGCAGCUGCCCCCGACAAGUGUACUGGAGGCCCUCCCGGACAGAGAGGUCAUCGGCCCCUCCGCGGUGGAAUCCUCCGCUCCGGCACCGUCGCCAUUGACACUACCGCCGUCUCCCGUUCGACAUGGCCACGACGACAUCGGUGAGGUGCUGGCUGCACGGGGGGAGGUUCCGACGUCGUAGUCGAGCCACGCGUCGGAUGGAGCAUCAGCCAUCGAUCUGACAGCACGAGUACUCACAAGGCCGUCCGAGCUAGCGCAUCGGCAACGAGACGACACCCAUCUGAGUCAGGUUCGCAAGGUUCUGAGCAAUGUAGUUGACUCUAGCCAGGGGGGAAGUGAGCGCGACAGGUAUAGCGUAGGCGCGGAUGAUGUGAUUCGGUCCAACGAUGGGAAGGGAAGAAAACUGCCUGCUAUUCCAGUCGCCAUGGUAGCUGACAUCAUUGCGUUGGUACACACGCUACAUGGUCAUGCAGGAGUAGGAGCAACGCUGUCCCUUCUGCGCGAUCAUUUCCACUGGCCCACGAUGACGAACGACACUCGACACUAUGUGUUGUCACGCGCCUGUUGUAGGCGCAAGAGACCGCCCAGCAGACGAGUAGCCAUGAUGCCAGGUAGACCGCUUGAGACGUGGAACGAGUUGCAAAUGGACAUCCUCAAGAUCGACACACCAUCGCAAACUGGCAACAACCACAUCUUGCUCGUGGUAGACCGCGCCUCAAAGUUUCCCUUCGGGUUCCCGCUCGAAACCAAACAAGCUGUAGGCGUAGCCCGAGUGGUGGUAGAGCUGUGUCUAACUUACGGAGUUCCAAAGACGGUGCGCUGCGACGAAGGCCCAGAGUUUGGUGCAGAAGUGAUGAAGCACUCGUGCAAAUGGUUGCGGGCAAACAUCGUGUUUGGUGCUGCUGAUCACCCUCGAGGCCAAGGAUCGGUAGAGAGACUGGGGGGAUGGCUGCAGGAGUUGUUGGCUGAGCUGUGCAGGCUCUGGCCUGACCGAUGGGAUGAGUAUGUUUCGCCUGCGAUGUGGAUCAAACGCACCUUGCCAGACACCUCGCUCCCAUCUAAUAUGACCCCCUUCGAGCUCCUGUUCGGCCGCAAGCCUCGCACGUCGCGGGAUUCGUUAGUUCCCCUUACGGACGAGAUGGAUCAGGAACGAGGAGUCGACAACUUCGUGGAGAGGCGCAAGCAAAAUCUCCGUGAAGUAGGACUCGCCCUCGAGAAACGGCAGGAACCUCGAGUUGCUGCACGCGCGAAAGCCAACGCCUCUAUCGAUAGGUCGUCAGCUGGAGUGGGGGUCGUGAAGGACAGCCUGGUGCUCGUGAGCGAGUCCGAGAGUAGUCGACAUCGUGCCCACAAGGGAAGAAAGCUUCAACACGAUCUCUACACAGGACCGUGGAAAGGGACGGGGGUGAUCCAGCCCGGUCUCAGUGUAGAAGUCAUGAUGCAUGGUAGAAAGAAGCGUAGCCGACGGGUAUCUACGGCCGACGUGAAACCUUUCCACCUCCGAGAACUUCCUUUCCGACACUUGUUAGCCGAAGAGUUCGCCCAGUAUGCGUGGGGACCCGAUUUCAAAUUGCCUCCAGGGACUCAAGAGAGUUUGGGUCUAGUCACUAUCGCCGACUGCCGCAGAGUUCAACCAGCUUCUGGCAUGCGAAGUGUUUGGGAGUACAAGGGUAAGUCAGGGAACGGUGUUGUGUCGGACUGGCUGUCGGAAGAGACCAUGCGACGCAUUUUCACACCCCUUCAGUUGGAUUGCUUCGUUGCUCUCUGGCAUUUGUAUUUUCCCCAGCUGGGAAACGCUUCUGCACCCGAGUCAGUCAAGCUCCGUACCCCGUUGUCCCGCGCCCAAGCCUUGCACGUUUUCCCGAUAGGUUUUACCUUCCAGAAGGAGUUAGGCGGAGGAAUCGUACUUCAGGGUCAGGUGUAUGACUACCUUUACCCCAACUGGCGCGUGCGCUACACUGACGGGAACUGGGAGGAGCUGUCCGGACGCGAACUGGAAAGACCUUCGAGAUAGCCUUGGGGGGAGGGAUUUCGAGCUAGUGUGAUUGCUGGACGAUGGGGAUGCGUGGGGUUAGUGAGACCGGUUGCGGGUGAUCAUGGAUGUCCGUACAAGAUUCGGUCAUAUGUAUGUACCAUGGAUAGUUUUUGAUUAUUGUUGAUAAGAGUUUCUUUUGUUCCGGUUUUAGACUAUGCAUGUCCACUUGAUUUUUGAGUAUUGUUGAUAAGGGUCUUUUGUUUCGGUUUUUAUGCAUGUCACAUUGAUUUUUUGAGUACGCCACCCAGUUGAGGUUCGGUAAAGCUUAACUGCUCGGAGACCGUACUAGCCAGCCAGAUGUCCUGAUCUGAUUUGCAGUCGAAGGGUGGGUCCUGCGUCCGGUAGCACCCACGAGGGUUUGUUUUGUGUGCUAGUCUGGUUUGCAGUCGAAUGGUGGUCCUGUGCCCGGUAGCGGCCAAAAGGGUUUGUGCUGUUGUGCCGUGGCAUUUGAUUGGGUUUGGUGUUGUAGGUGCUUUGCGCAAUGGCCUUUUUCCUGGGUGACCAGGUUUUUCCCGCGCUGUAGGUGUUGAGAGCCGGACGGCAACUACAGUGAAUUCACCACGCGAGGGACGGUUUUUUGUUAGAGUAUUUUACGUCCGAGUGUCACUUGGUGUUUUCGGUUGUUAAGUCUAAAUUAUUGGGCUCUCGGGAUGGGGAGCGAAGCGUUUGUCCCGAAGGCCGGGUUUUCCUUCGCGCAAGUGGAUGUCGGGCCGUGGUUCAACGCGCAGUGAGAAUUAUGAAGAGGGGUGGAUUUUAUUUGGGUUUUACCACUAUUCACCUCUUGUAAUUUUCGGUUGAAGGUUCAGCCUACUCAAAGACAUUGCAUGGUAGUAUUCCAAAAAGAAGCGUGUCACUUUGCGGUUUACACAUUUCCUGCUACCGUUUACUAGCAUGUGACAGCUGACAAAUAGCUGUUCAUGCUAAUGGGGGGAUGUUACGGUUACAUUGUUACGGUUGAUAGGAGAUGCACCUUUGGGAGGAUGCGUUAUUCCCAACAGGUACUAGCAGUAAGGUCCGGUUUGCCGGGCCCCGUCUAGAGGCCAGGUUGCUCGGUCCCCUUGCCUUCACUUGACUUGACUUCUCCAUACUACUUCUCCUUGCUUGCCCUGAGCUAGCAAUAUUCAACAAGCGAAUACCGUAUCCACGACCGGAGACCUUCCACUCCUUGUCACAAGCCACCUUCGAGGCUCACCUCUACCGCUGUUCCGGCUCAUCUACCGAACUCGGUACCGAUCGAGAGGCAGCUACCAUCAGGUCGCAUGUGCAAUCCU